This is a messenger RNA of Diplodia corticola, 2133 nucleotides long. Its product is annotated as arsenite efflux transporter. The transcript is spliced from 4 exons. The record is from RefSeq and is a predicted model, not a curated record. Gene Ontology annotation, biological process: transmembrane transport. Gene Ontology annotation, cellular component: membrane. NCBI's taxonomy places the organism in Eukaryota, Fungi, Ascomycota, Dothideomycetes, Botryosphaeriales, Botryosphaeriaceae. Bases 1 to 2133 code for a protein of 710 amino acids.
AUGCCGGAAGAUCUUGAUACCGGCCAGAUAAAAGAGUGGCGAUCAAUCGUCACGCUAAUCGUCUUCGUCGUCACCAAUAUCAUUGUACUGUUCCCUUUUCAUCUCACUAUCUAUGUGCCUCGGCUCAUUUCGGACGCUGUCUUGGAUGCACUUGGUGCUAUGCAAGUGAUAGCGCCAAGGCAGGAACACUUUGCAUGUGGCUUCCAGGACGAUGAAACAAGCAAGCCCAAGUGGUUUGUGCGGCUGCGGCUCCACUUGAACUUUGUCACGGCACCAUUGAUAGCAGAUCUCUUCCUGCUAGCUAUCUCGGCUAUUGGGCGACAAGAAGUUCACGACGGUACCAUCGGGGCAAACAACAUCUCUCCGAUCGACAUCAUGCUUUUCUUCCUGUCGCUAGCAUACAUCGCCAUCUCCAUCGAUGCGUCCGGUCUAAUUAGAUUCCUGGCCUUCAAGGUGCUCCAAUGGGGAGGAGGCGUUGGGCACAGACUAUUCUUCUACCUCUAUGCCUUCUUCUUCGGCCUCGCUGCCUUCAUCGGAAACGAUCCCAUCAUCCUAUCCGGCACAGCGUUCCUCGCCUACAUGACGCGCGUGUCAAGCAACAUUGAGCAUCCAAGAGCGUGGAUUUUCACCCAGUUUGCCUUGGCAAACAUUGCUUCGGCGAUCCUUGUCUCCUCCAACCCGACCAAUCUCGUGCUUGCCGGCGCUUUCGACAUCAAGUUCAUCGACUACACGGCAAACAUGAUCGUGCCUGUUGUCGUAACGGCCAUCGUACUCUUCCCCUUCUUGCUCUACAUCAUCUUCGUGGGAGAAUCUCUCAUCCCAUCGAAGAUCAUAAUGCACCAGCUCCCGGACGAAGUCAGACAGAAGAAGCCCGUGAACCCCAACAUCCCUCACGCCAAAGGAAAGGUGGAGGAAGAAGAAAAAGACCACACGAAUGAUGACGAAGGCAAACUGCUCUCGCUCGAAGAGAUCAUGAAUCCUUUUGUGGAUAGGAUAGGCGCAGCUUUCGGAGCUAUCAUCAUGGCCACGACACUCAUUACCCUCCUGGCUCUCGAUGCUGCCAGCGCGAGGAUCGGGAAACAUGCUGUUUUUUGGGUGACGUUGCCAGCCGCAUUCGUCAUGUUCUGCUGGGACGUCACAUUCGGAUGGUGGCAUUGUGAAGAUACACGCAGGAUUGCCCAAGAAGGUCGGAAGGAGGUGGAAUACGCUCGAGUUGAGCGAGAGAUCAAGGAAAGAGAUGCCAAACGUGGGAGUCCAGAGAGGGAGAACACAAACCGCGAAUCUGCUUUAACACGGACAGUUCUGCCGGAAAUUCAGAUACAAAGUCAGCCUGAUGUUGAUGAGUGUAACAAAGACAUUGAAAAGGACGACAGAAAAUCGACCAGUGAGCACAUCGAGAGAUUGCCCGCCCCCGCAACCUGUGGAUACGAACUAGAAGACCUAUCAGGCUCAAGCUCAAGCGGGCAAACGGACCUUGAUAUGCGAGUCAAGCUUGAGUUGGAGCGUCGAAAGGUGGAACGGGCGCGUAGACCGCGAACGCUCGUAUCGCGCGUUGCGAAUGCGUAUAGGUGGUCGCAGGAGACAUUUCCAACCGCCACAGCAGUAUUGGCACACCUACCAUACGCACUCGUGCCAUUCGCCUUUUCCAUGUUUGUUCUCGUUCAGGCCUUGGUCACCAAGGGCUGGGUUCCCGUGUUUGCCUACGGAUGGGAUCAUUGGGUAAACAAGACGGGAACGGUAGGUAGCGUUGGCGGCAUGGGCUUCCUCUCUGUCGUCUUAUGCAAUUUUGCAGGCACGAAUAUUGGCACCACCAUCCUGCUGUCCCGCGUCAUCCAGGCGUGGCAAGAGAUCCACCGCGUUAACGGGAUUCCCAUCAGCAACCGGACUUUCUGGGCAACCGUGUACAGCAUGGCACUCGGGGUCAACUACGGUGCAUUUAGCGCGGCAUUCAGCGCGUCACUGGCUGGGCUCUUAUGGCGGGACAUACUCGCCAGGAAACAUAUCCACGCCCAUAGUCUCGAUUUUGCGAGUGUUAACCUCCCUAUCAUCGCGAUAUGCAUGACGGUCGGUUGUGCGGUCCUCCUCGGCGAGAUCUACAUUAUGAGGGACGAGUCUCCUUACGAUUUACCCUGA